This is a messenger RNA of Glarea lozoyensis ATCC 20868, 747 nucleotides long. RefSeq lists its product as uncharacterized. Lineage: Eukaryota; Fungi; Ascomycota; Leotiomycetes; Helotiales; Helotiaceae. Gene Ontology annotation, biological process: rRNA base methylation. The transcript is spliced from 2 exons. Gene Ontology annotation, molecular function: rRNA (pseudouridine) methyltransferase activity; rRNA binding. The record is from RefSeq and is a predicted model, not a curated record. Gene Ontology annotation, cellular component: small-subunit processome; nucleolus. The coding region runs from base 1 to 747 and encodes 248 amino acids.
AUGUCAGGAACACAAUCAUUACCUCCUCCUUCUCUGCCACAGCUUGUUGCCGAGCAGCAUGUGCCAAUCCCGUCGACCGACAAAAACUCCAAGAGACUCAUUGUGGUUCUCUCCAAUGCGAGUCUCGAGACCUUCAAGGCUGUAAGCUCCGGAAAGCCAGGAAGCGGUCGCGACGAGAAAUAUACCCUCCUCAAUUCCGACGAACAUAUUGGCGUCAUGCGAAAGGCAAACCGUGAUAUUAGUGAUGCAAGACCGGAUAUCACCCACCAGUGUCUCCUAACCCUACUCGAUUCCCCAAUCAACAAGGCCGGGAAAUUGCAAAUCUACAUCCAUUCCGCUAAGGGUGUUCUCAUCGAAGUCAGCCCAACUGUCAGAAUACCACGUACCUUUAAGCGAUUCGCAGGUCUUAUGGUGCAACUCCUACACCGUCUGUCGAUUCGAUCCGUCAAUUCUCAGGAGAAAUUACUGAAGGUUAUCCAAAACCCAAUUACCGAUCAUCUUCCUCCAAAUUGCCGAAAGGUCACCCUUAGCUUCGAAUCCGAGAUUGUACGUGUUAGGGAAUAUGUGGAGGCUUUAGACGAAAAGGAGAGUAUUUGCGUCUUCGUUGGAGCCAUGGCAAAAGGAUCCGAUAAUUUUGCGGAUCAAUACGUUGAUGAGAAGAUCUCGAUCAGCAACUACAGUCUCUCGGCCAGUGUGGCAUGCAGUAAAUUCUGCCACGCAGCAGAGGAUGUAUGGGACAUUGUCUGA